AUGCUGUUGUUGGUUGGUCUUUGGAUUGGCUACCUAUGCAGUUUGCUUUGUCAAAUCAGUGUUGUGAGGCUCGUUGGAACCUCGGGUCAACUUGGUUCAUUCGGUGAAACGUUUCCUCGCGAACGUGCCCAUUCUUACAGCUGCCCAAGGUAA
Molecule: messenger RNA, 153 nt
Organism: Colletotrichum orchidophilum
Lineage: Eukaryota; Fungi; Ascomycota; Sordariomycetes; Glomerellales; Glomerellaceae
Exons: 1
Coding region: 1-153 (50 amino acids)
Source: RefSeq, a predicted model, not a curated record